Anisakis simplex (herring worm) is the source of this 525-nucleotide messenger RNA. The record is from the annotation of a GenBank genome assembly. Lineage: Eukaryota; Metazoa; Nematoda; Chromadorea; Rhabditida; Anisakidae.
AUGACUCGAGGCCGAGAUAAAACGGGUAGUUAUGCACGUAAUGUGGUACAUUCAAUUCUUCGAGUGGUCAUAUUUCAUUUUGUUUGUUGGACACCAUUUUGGUUUUUUGUAUUGAUUCCAAUGCUCAGUUUCUUCAACAUAUCCAUCUCGUCACUUCUUAGUUCACGAUGGGUUGCCACUUUGCGACUGUUAUCAAGCUUUUUACCCUACAUAAAUUCUGCUGGUAACUGGAUUUUUUAUGCUGCACUUAAUCGAGAAUUGAUUCGUAAUUUGAAUGAAUCACGACGUCGAACGAUUCACAAAGAAUUGAGCAAAUUCUUCCGUACAUUUGUGCAUUUAACUGAAGAAUCGAGCUCACUUCGAUCCGAAACACCUAAGAGUUGCCGUCGUUUUGUGAAUCGAUUGCUGAUGCUUAAUGGUGGUGAGAUCAAGAACGUUGCUCCGAAUCAAACUCAAUUUGAGGAAACUAGAGGAAUGAAAGACGUUGGGAGUGAACAAGUUGAAGAUGGCGAUUGUAUGCUUUAA